AUGGACACCUUCAACCUCUCCCUCCUCCCGAUCCUCCUCCUCGCAACCCUCCCCUCCUCCUCCACGACGCCCCUCCACACCGCCGCGGCGCUGAACACCGACACAGACCCAGAUCCAGACACAGACACGGACACAGAUACAGAUACAGAUACAUGGCUAUCAUCCCUCUCGUCUAUGCUGGGGAUCUUGCGGGAAGCGUGUCGGGUCUGUCUGGGCAUGCAGACCGGGCUGGGCAAUCCGAAUGCCUUGAAUCAGGGCGAGUUCCCGGCCUGUGCCGCCAUGACGACGGGGUACGUCUUCCGCGUCGAGAACCAAGCGACGGUCAUGUAUCUCCAGAAAGUCGGGCGGACGGGCCACCUGACGACUCUGGACGUUCAUCAUCCCCGGCCAGGGCCUCGCCCUUCUUCUUCUUCUUCUUCUUCUCAAAAGGGCGCCCCUCACAAUAACAACAACAACAACGACAAGAAGAAGCCCCGGUGGCCCUUCUCCUCCUUCCCCCGCCGUGUCGUCUCGCUCUCUAGCAUGCCCGUCCUGCUGCUGAUCACCAGCCUCGCGCUCUUCCCGCCAUCCGGCCGCACGGGCCCGGCUCUCGCGACAUCUCUCGCCCUCAUCAUUAUCUCACGCGUCCUCACCAUCAUCUCCCUGCGCGCCCGCACAUCGCCGGCGUCAUGGCACGGCGCCCCCGAGCCCGGCGUCCGGGGCGACCUGCUGAUCCUGCUCAGCGAGGACCGCUGGAUCCGCAUGCGGGGCCUGGUCGACGACCUCAAAGCCGUCACCUCAGGGGCGUGGCUGGCGCGCCCCACAGCUCGGCCCGUCUGGAUGAUGGAUGCGCUGGACGGGAUCGCCGCCGUGCUGGUGUACCUCGCCGUCGUGGCGCUGGGCGGGGCGAGCGACGGCGAGAAAGUUGCGCUGGUGGGCGCCGUCGUGGCGAGUCAUGUGCUCCUCAUGUACGAGAAUUCCACCGCGGACGAGUUGGUCAUGAACGGGAGGACGGUCACGGGCGCAGCCAGGCCCGGGAACGUCAAGAAGUACGCGCGGCGGUUGGACAUGGCGGAGGAAUUGGUCGAGGAGGUGGGCAGGAGUGAUUUUGCCGUGAGGUUGGGGCUGAUCAAUCCAGAUCAGAGGGGAGAGGCAAAGAAGAAACAGGCCGCCGAGACAAAGGGUGGUGGAGGUCCUGGGGAGGAAGUGGUCACGAUGUAG
Fonsecaea erecta is the source of this 1200-nucleotide messenger RNA. RefSeq lists its product as hypothetical. The coding region runs from base 1 to 1200 and encodes 399 amino acids. The transcript has 2 exons. NCBI's taxonomy places the organism in Eukaryota, Fungi, Ascomycota, Eurotiomycetes, Chaetothyriales, Herpotrichiellaceae. The record is from RefSeq and is a predicted model, not a curated record.